AUGGCUGAAGAACGUGCUGCUCCUCUCCGACUCGGGUCAAUUGCCCCCAACUUUAAGGCAGUCAUCACAAAGGGUGAAAUCGACUUCCAUGAAUUCAUUGGCGAUCACUACGUCAUCCUCUUCUCUCACCCCGAUGAUUUCACCCCCACUUGCACUACUGAGUUAGGAGCCUUCGCCAAGUUGGAGCCUGAGUUCACUGCUCGACGUGUCAAACUCAUUGGACUGAGCGCCAACGCCCUCAAAUCCCAUUUCGAAUGGAUCAAAGAUAUCGACGAGGUUACCGGAUCGAACCUGCAGUUCCCCAUCAUUGCUGAUGCUGAUCGCAAAAUCUCAUAUUUGUAUGAUAUGCUUGAUUACCAGGACACCACAAAUGUUGACGAGAAGGGAAUUGCCAUGACCAUCCGCUCCGUCUUCAUCAUCGACCCCAACAAGAAAAUCCGAUUGAUCCUUAGUUACCCAGCCACCACUGGCCGGAAUGCUGCUGAGGUCCUGCGAGUCAUCGAUGCGCUUCAGACCACUGACAAGAAUGGUGUGAACACCCCCAUUAACUGGACAUUGGGCGAAGAUGUCAUUAUCCCACCGACUGUGAAGACCGAGGACGCGAUUAAGAAGUUUGGUGAUGUCAGAAUUGUUAAACCAUACCUCCGAUACACCACUCUCAAGAACUAA
This is a messenger RNA of Histoplasma mississippiense, 669 nucleotides long. RefSeq names its product thiol-specific antioxidant. Gene Ontology annotation, biological process: cell redox homeostasis; cellular oxidant detoxification; cellular response to oxidative stress. The transcript is spliced from 6 exons. Gene Ontology annotation, molecular function: peroxiredoxin activity. Lineage: Eukaryota; Fungi; Ascomycota; Eurotiomycetes; Onygenales; Ajellomycetaceae. Bases 1 to 669 code for a protein of 222 amino acids. Gene Ontology annotation, cellular component: cytosol; mitochondrion. The record is from RefSeq and is a predicted model, not a curated record.